UGUCUGUGGAGGAGUCAGUCUUCCUGUCCUGGGUUAAAACUUAAAACUUCAAAAUUAAAAUUGUUCUCCAUACCAUAGGAAUAGGUUACGAUUUAUUAUUAUUUGCUUUCUUUCAUUUUAUAUUUCAUAAGCUGAAGCUGAAGCUGAAGCUGGAGCUGAAGUUGUUGGGAUAUGGGCAACUGCUGCUCCGACCAAGCCGGCGGAAGGGCAGCCGUGGGCGGCGCCUCAUCUCACAACCCCAAUGCUCCAAACGAAGCCAUCGAUAAAUUCCUCAAGUCUCGCGGCUACCACGGCCUCUUCUCUCAGAUCGAGUUAUCGUAUUCUGCUGCAGACUUGCGUGAUCGAGAUGUGCUCUCCAAGAGUGACUCCAUGUUGGUUGUUUAUACAAAAGGAAGAGAUGGAGUACUUGAAGAACUUGGCCGCACUGAAGUAAUUUUAAAUUCAUUAAAUCCCACAUGGAUCGCAAAACAUACAAUCACUUAUCAUUUUGAGAUUGUGCAGACUUUAGUGUUUCACGUGUAUGAUGUUGACACUCAGUUUCACAAUGUAGAAUUAAAGAUGCUUAAGCUGGAUGAGCAGCAAUUUCUUGGUGAGGCAACUUGUGCAUUGUCUGAGAUAGUCACUAAAUCAAACAGGUCGCUGACCUUAGAUCUUGUACAUAGAGAAGAAUCUACCAGAUCAACCCGUCCAAGAAACCUUGGAAAGCUUACUGUGCAUGCUGAGGAAUCUGUUAGCUCCAAAACCACAACAGAGAUGAUAUUAAGGUGUUCUGAUUUGGAAUAUAAAGAUCUCUUCUCAAAAAGUGACCCGUUUUUAAUAAUAUCGAAACAAGUGGAGAAUGGGACCCCAAUUCCAGUUUGCAAGACAGAAGUAAUCAAGAAUGACCUCAAGCCAACGUGGAAGCGAGUAUUUUUGAAUAUUCAACAAGUUGGAAGCAAGGACAGUCCACUGGUAAUAGAGUGCUUUAACUUCAAUAGCAAUGGAAAACAUGAUUUGAUUGGAAAAAUUCACAAAUCAUUGGCAGAUUUGGAAAAGCUUCAUUCUAGUGGGCAAGGCGAAAAUUUAUUUUUACCGACUUUAGUUGGGCAUGAUUACCACAACAAGAUACUGAAGAGUCAGCUAUUUGUUGAGAAGUUUUCCCAGAGUGUCGAACACACUUUCUUAGAUUACUUGGCUGGGGGGUGUGAACUGAAUUUCAUGGUGGCAAUUGAUUUCACUGCUUCAAAUGGAAAUCCACGCCUUCCCGAUUCCUUGCAUUAUAUUGAUCCUUCAGGACGGCCAAAUGCAUACCAAAGAGCAAUCAUUGAGGUUGGAGAGGUGUUGCAGUUUUAUGACUCAGACAAGCGGUUUCCUGCGUGGGGAUUUGGAGCACGGCCAAUCGAUGGUCCAGUCUCUCAUUGUUUCAACUUGAAUGGAAGCAGUCAUUACUGUGAGGUUGAAGGAAUCCAAGGAAUUAUGAUGGCAUAUACAAGUGCCCUCCUUAACGUUUCUCUUGCAGGGCCAACUCUUUUUGGACCUGUUAUUAGCAAUGCUGCACUUAUUGCUAGCCAGUCUCUUGCAAAUGGUGGACGAAAAUACUUUGUGUUGUUAAUAAUCACGGAUGGAGUAGUGACAGAUCUCCAAGAAACCAAAGAUGCCCUUGUGAAAGCAUCUGACCUGCCAUUGUCAAUCCUAAUUGUUGGAGUUGGAGGAGCUGACUUCAAAGAAAUGGAGAUUUUAGAUGCAGACAAGGGAGAGAGACUUGAAAGUUCAACGGGACGUGUUGCUUCGCGUGAUAUAGUCCAGUUUGUUCCGUUCCGAGAUGUACAGAGUGGAGAGAUUUCUGUUGUUCAAGCACUUCUUUCCGAAUUACCAACGCAAUUUUUAACCUACAUGCGGACCAGAGAUAUCCAACCACUUUCUUCAUAAUGUAAAGAAUAGUACAUAAUGAAAUUUGAUUUUCCAUAAGUGGUUCACCUUCGUUCAGGCCACCAUAUUUUUUUGAGGUUUGUCGUGAGUGGCAUCAUUCAUAUUGCUAAGAAAGGGUAAUAUUAUAGCGCGUCAUCGUGCCUGGCUAAAGAUUCCAUACAAGCCCCUUUGUCAAUUAGCUACUGAGGGUUCACGGCUUCACGUUCCUUGGUUAUCUUGGGCUCCAGUAAAGUUUUUCAUGGACUACUGGCUUAAGUGCGUGCUCAAAGCAAUUCCUUUUAGUGUGUUGGAACCAACACCAAGGCCCUAAAUGAAAAAGAUGUGCGGUUAAACAACAUUUGUAUCAUUUGAACUGGAUAAUAAUGUGAAGAAUGUUUUUAGAA
Messenger RNA from Quercus robur (English oak), 2291 nucleotides. Its product is annotated as protein BONZAI 1-like. Gene Ontology annotation, biological process: cellular response to calcium ion. The transcript has 16 exons. The record is from RefSeq and is a predicted model, not a curated record. Gene Ontology annotation, molecular function: calcium-dependent phospholipid binding. The coding region runs from base 172 to 1908 and encodes 578 amino acids. Lineage: Eukaryota; Viridiplantae; Streptophyta; Magnoliopsida; Fagales; Fagaceae. Gene Ontology annotation, cellular component: plasma membrane.